UGUUGCAGCCACAGCACAAUUUCUCUCUCCUUCAUUUUUUUUUCCUGUCUCCUCUUCCUUGUUGCUCCAAAAAUGGCGAUUCUUCUUCCCUGAUCUAUCUAUGUGUUGAAACAUCCAAGCUCUUUGAACUAUUUUCGGGUCACCAAUUUUUCCAAUUAAUCGGUUCAAUCAAAAGGGUUUUUACCGGUUUAAGAAACAAUUUUCGAUCUCAUAACACUGCUAACAGUUUUCAUCAACAUUUAGUGUUGUGAUGGAUGGAGAUAAUGGUCUUAACAUAAGCAAUUGGGGAUACUAUGAACCUGUUUCGUCUUUUAAGAGUCAUCUUGGGUUACAACUUAUGCCAUCAAUGCCUGAAAAGCCUCUGCUUGGAAGUCACAAUGCAGCGGUUUUGUCGGGUUCUAACGGUCCAUUUCGUAAUAGGGAUAUCGGGUUACCACAAACUACCUACCCUAUGGAUUAUAUGAGGGAUGCAUGGAUCAGUAGUCAGAGGGAUAAUAAGUAUAUGAAUAUGAAUAUGAUACCUACUAACCCUCCGGGUUAUAGUAGUAUUCCCGAGGCAUCUUCGGCUCAUCCUAUUCAAAUGAUUCGGCCACCUGAAUUGGUUAAGGAAGAAAGGCCAACGGAGGAGGCACCUGUGGUUGAGAAGUCGAAUGGAACUGGUAAGAAGAGGCAAGGGCCGAAGGUGCCUAAAUCUCCCAAGGCAAAGAAGCCUAAGCGAGGACCUCGUGUGCCGAAGGACGAGAAUUCUCCUUCGGUUCAACGAACGCCGAGGGCUCCGAAGAAAACUACUGAAAUUGCAAUUAAUGGAAUUGAUUUGGAUAUUUCGAGUAUUCCAAUUCCUGUUUGUUCGUGCACUGGAACACCUCAACAGUGUUACAGAUGGGGAUCGGGUGGAUGGCAAUCUGCAUGUUGCACAACGGCUAUAUCAAUAUAUCCUUUACCUAUGAGUACUAAACGGCGUGGUGCUAGAAUAGCCGGAAGGAAAAUGAGUAUAGGAGCAUUUAAGAAAGUUUUAGAGAAACUUGCGGCCGAGGGUUAUAACUUUUCUAAUCCAAUUGAUUUGAGGACUUACUGGGCAAAACAUGGCACCAACAAGUUUGUUACUAUCAGGUAGGUCUAUUCCAAUUGUCAACUGGCCUCUGAUUUAGUUCAACCUGUUUGUCAUGUAUAUAUGUGUAUUUGGCCAGAAACUGAGGCUUCUUAGCUGGUUUGUAGUAGGAGAAUUUUUCGAAGUCAUGAGACUUUUCCUUUUUCUCGUCUAACUCUUUGCAAUGUUGAUUCGCUUCUUUGGAUUUAGUGCAUGGAAGUUUAAUCUUUAGUUUGGUUGGUCGUGAUAGGUAAUUAACAUACGGGAUCUUUUAUUACUGUUCUGCUGGAAAAAAAAUUAUCUGUUCAUAAUGUUGCUACCAAUUCAGUUUUGCUUCCAACAAAAUAUGUGACCAUAGUUUUUGAGCA
This is a messenger RNA of Trifolium pratense (red clover), 1455 nucleotides long. Its product is annotated as protein BASIC PENTACYSTEINE1-like. The transcript is spliced from 2 exons. Gene Ontology annotation, cellular component: nucleus. Gene Ontology annotation, biological process: response to ethylene. NCBI's taxonomy places the organism in Eukaryota, Viridiplantae, Streptophyta, Magnoliopsida, Fabales, Fabaceae. Gene Ontology annotation, molecular function: sequence-specific DNA binding; DNA-binding transcription factor activity. The record is from RefSeq and is a predicted model, not a curated record. The coding region runs from base 251 to 1114 and encodes 287 amino acids.